AUGGUGCGACAGGUACAACGUGGCGUUCGGGAUAAACGUCUGGAUCUUGUGGACAGUACAAUAAUUCUGCACGACAAUGCAAGACCACAUAAAGCAGAGUGUGUACGGCAGCUAUUCCGACGAUGGGAAUGGGAAGAAUUGGAGCACCCACCGUACUCUGCUGACCUUUCGCUCUGUGACUUGGAUCUCAUUCCGAAGAUUAAGGAACCAAUACGUGGUAGGCGGUUUGAAACACGAAAGGACAUUGCUAAUGCUGUGCGCCAACAGAUGACUCGAUUCGCACGUGGUGCGGCAAACGCUGAGGCUGAUGGUAUUCAGCAACUCCCACAUCUUUGGCAGCUUAUGGUGACAGUAGCAAGGGACUACAUUGAAGGUCUUUAG
Messenger RNA from Stegodyphus dumicola, 381 nucleotides. RefSeq names its product histone-lysine N-methyltransferase SETMAR-like. NCBI's taxonomy places the organism in Eukaryota, Metazoa, Arthropoda, Arachnida, Araneae, Eresidae. The record is from RefSeq and is a predicted model, not a curated record.